AUGGAACGCGAAACAAGGAUGGUGUAUCAGAGGCGUGAGGCACGAACAAAGAAGAGGUGUGAUCAGGGGCGGGAAGAAGGCGAUGCGGUGGACGCGAAUGAGAGGGUGGAACAGGAGCGUAUCAUGUUCGAUGACGAGGGUCGAGAGUUUCGCGCGACGGAGGGGGAUAGGGAGGGAGAUGAACGAGAGCAGGAGAGGGUCGAGAACGAGAGGCGUCUUAAGCGCGAAAAUCAGGUUGCGCUGCAGAGAGAGGUCGGGACUGAGGGACUCAAGGAGAAAAGGUCGAUGGAGCGCGAAAGAGAGGAGGCACGACAGAGGGUGGAAAAGGAGGGGCUCGAGGCACAAAGGCGGGUGGAGCGCGAGAAGGAGGAGAAUAGGCAGAGGGAGGAGGAAGAGCGGAAGAGGGAGGAGGCGAGGAAGGUGGAGCGCGAAAGGGAGGAGAAUCGGCAGAGACAGGCGGAAGAGCGGAUAAGGGAGGAGGCGAGGAAGGUGGAACGCGAAAAACAGGAGGCGCGGCAGCGGGUGGAGGAAGAGCGCAAGAGGGAGGAGGCGAGAAAGAUGGAGCGCGAAAAGGAGGAGACCAGGCAGAGGGAGGAGGAAGAGCGGAAGAGGGAGGAGGCGAGGAAGGUGGAGCGCGAGAAAGAGGAGGCGCGGCAGAGGGAGGAGGAAGAGCGGAAGAGGGAGGAGGCGAGAAAGAUGGAGCGCGAAAAGGAGGAGACUCGGCAGAGGGAGGAGGAAGAGCGGAGGAGGGAGGAGGCGAGGAAGGUGGAGCACGAAAAAGUGGAGCGGCAGAGGGAGGAUGAAGAGCGGAAGAGUGAGGAUGCGAAGAAUGUGGAGCGCGAAAAGGAGAAACUGCAGAGGGAGGAAGAAAAUCGGAAGAGGGAGGAGGCAAGGAGGGUGGAGCGCGAAAAACAGGAGGCGCGGCAUCGGGUGGAGGAAGAGCGGAGGAGGGAGGAGGCAAGAAAGAUGGAGCGCGAAAAAGAGGAGGCACGUCAGCGGGAGGAGGAAGAGCGGAGGAGGGAGGAGGCGAGAAAGAUGGAGCGCGAAAAGGAGGAGACCAGACAGAGGGAGGAGGAAGAGCGGAAGAGGGAGGAGGCGAGGAAGGUGGAGCGCGAGAAAGAGGAGGCGCGGCAGAGGGAGGAGGAAGAGCGGAAGAGGGAGGAGGCGAGAAAGAUGGAGCGCGAAAAGGAGGAGACUCGGCAGAGGGAGGAGGAAGAGCGGAGGAGGGAGGAGGCGAGGAAGGUGGAGCACGAAAAAGAGGAGCGGCAGAGGGAGUAUGAAGAGCGGAAGAGUGAGGAUGCGAAGAAUGUGGAGCGCGAAAAGGAGAAUCUGCAAAUGGAGGAAGAAAAUCGGAAGAGGGAGGAGGCAAGGAGGGUGGAGCGCGAAAAACAGGAGGCGCGGCAUCGGGUGGAGGAAGAGCGGAGGAGGGAGGAGGCGAGAAAGAUGGAGCGCGAAAAAGAGGAGGCGCGUCAGCGGGAGGAGGAAGAGCGGAGGAGGGAGGAGGCGAGAAAGAUGGAGCGCAAAAAGGAGACCAGACAGAGGGAGGAGGAAGAGCGGAAGAGGGAGGAGGCGAGGAAGGUGGAGCGCGAGAAAGAGGAGGCGCGGCAGAGGGAGGAGGAAGAGCGGAAGAGGGAGGAGGCGAGAAAGAUGGAGCGCGAAAAGGAGGAGACUCGGCAGAGGGAGGAGGAAGAGCGGAGGAGGGAGGAGGCGAGGAAGGUGGAGCACGAAAAAGAGGAGCAGCAGAGGGAGGAUGAAGAGCGGAAGAGUGAGGAUGCGAAGAAUGUGGAGCGCGAAAAGGAGAAUCUGCAGAGGGAGGAGGAAAAUCGGAAGAGGGAGGAGGCAAGGAGGGUGGAGCGCGAAAAACAGGAGGCGCGGCAUCGGGUGGAGGAAGAGCGGAGGAGGGAGGAGGCGAGAAAGAUGGAGCGCGAAAAAGAGGAGGCGCGUCAGCGGGAGGAGGAAGAGCGGAGGAGGGAGGAGGCGAGAAAGAUGGAGCGCGAAAAAGAGGAGGCGCGGCAGAGGGAGGAGGAAGAGCGGAAGAGGGAGGAGGCGAGGAAGGUGGAGCGCGAAAAAGAGGAGGCGCGACAGCGGGAGGAGGAAGAGCGAAUGAGGGAGGAGGCGAGGAAGGUGGAGCGCGAAAAGGAGGAGGCGCGGCAGCGGGCGGAGGAAGAGCGGAAGAGGGAGGAGGCGAUAAAUAUGGAGCGCGAAAAGGAGGAGACUAGGCAGAGGGAGGAGGAAGAGCGGAAGAGGGAGGAGACGGAAAAGGUGGAGCGCGAAAAAGAGGAGGCGCGGCAGCGGGAGGAGGAAGAGCGCAAGAGGGAGGAGGCGAGGAAGGUGGAGCGCGAGAGGAAGGAGAAUCGGCAGAGGCAGGCGGAAGAGCGGAUGAGGGAGGAGGCGAGGAAUGUGGAACGCAAAAAACAGGAGGCGCGGCAGCGGGAGGAGGAAGAGCGCAAGAGGGAGGAGGCGAGAAAGAUGGAGCGCGAAAAGGAGGAGACUAGGCAGAGAGAGGAGGAAGAACGGAAGAGGGAAGAGUCGAGGAAGGUGGCGCGCGAAAAGGAGGAGAAGCGGCAGAGGGCGCUGGAAGAGCGGAAUAGAGAGGAGGCGAGGAAGGUGGAGCGCGAAAAGGAGGAACGGGAGCGGAACAGGCUGGAGGCCAAUGAGCGAGAAACGGGCGGAAAGCAAGCGAGGGAGAGGGACGAGCGUGAUCGAAACAGGCUGGAGGCAGCGCCGCGAGACCCGCGCGAAAGGGAAGAGGCGCGGCAGAGGCAAGAACGGGAGCGGGAAGGAGCACGAAAAGUGGUGGUUGGCGACCAGCCAACCGUGGGGCAGCAGGGGACGACGGUUCGUCGGGCAGCGGAGGCGGGUUUAGCGGGAUUGGGAACUGGAGGUCCGAGACAGGUUAUUCAGCGGGAUGGUGGCCGGCGUGAUGCGCAACCAGUUCAGAACAGGGUUGGCGAGGGAGACCGUAGGAGGCUCGAGCAGUCAAGGCCAGCCGGUCGGCGAGAGGGUGAAGCGCGGCGAACGCUACGGGGUGAGCGAGAGGCGGAGGAGCGUGUGUGGCGUGGGGUGGGAUGGGCAGUGGAGGGAGGACGAGUGGAAGAGGAGCUGGAGAGUGCGACGAGUGCGCUCCCUAUUCAGAGGCGCCGUGCGCGUGAGGCAGAGGGUCCUGCUGCGGUGCAGGCCGAGGGACUAGAGGAGGGUGAAUGGGUGGCUGUGGAGAGGGUGCUGGAGGAACAGGAGAAUGCCGGCCCCCAGGUUUUCGUGGAGACAGCGGGUGGAUUUGAGGAGGCUGGCGACCGCAUCGCAGCUAGCGGCAGGGUGCAAACCUCGUCAGAGUUAAUGCGGCGUCUGACGUUGGUGGCGAGGUCCGUGGCCAGGAUUUCGUCGGAGCAUGGUGUCCGCUUCAGCGAAUGCAUGGCCGAGAUCCGCCAGUUUGGUUCGCAGAUGCAGGGAUGGGACAUGCGCUACUUGCAGGACUACGACGAUCUCACGAACGAGUACCACGAGCUCAAAGAUUCAGUGGUCCGGGAGCGCGCGGAGCUCGUCCAAUUGCGUACUGCUCUGACGACGGCUGCCGCCGAGGCACGAGCGGCAGCAGCUGAUGCAGGUCGAGCAGCUGCAGCAGCGGCUGUUGGAGCAUUGCAGGAAAAGUUAGCUGGGUUUUUCGAAAGGUAUGAGGAGAAGCUGAAGGGUGUGGUGGAGCAGGCAAUAGAACGUGCGUCAAAAGGGGGGAAGCUGGAGGCCACGAUCGCUCCCAUCUCCAUGCAACACGUGCAAAAAGCUUUUGACAAAAGCAUCUACGAUGCGUGGGAGGAUCUCCGAACGGCAGACGACCAAAACCAGCUGACUUUCAAAGCGAUUCAGAAGGCUGUGGCAGAAUUGGGAGCAACGCUCAAAGGGCCGACUGGACCCAUCAGGGUUGAAAAUCCCGCCGCUGUCAGAGUUGAGGCCACACCAAACCCUGCGCGAACGCACACCGAAGCAGACUCUCCGGACAUCCCUAUUUCCGCGGCACAAAAAGUCAUGGAAAGGUUUGCCGCGACAUCGGAGGGCGUGGCGGCUGACGUGGGUGGGGCGGGUGGGGCAGGCGCCGGUGUGGCAGAUGUGUGCUUGUCCCAGCCGGUGAGCAGAAACUGGAGAGAGUCUUUUCGGGCGAAAGAGUUGCUGAAAGAGAAGGACAAGGAAAGCGACAAGAGGAGGGCGACCGAUGCGCGGAAACGGUCUGCAAUUCAAACGGCGCAAGCGACGGCAGCACAGAAGAGACGGGCUGUGGUGGGGGUGGGGAAUCCCAGAGGCGAUGAUGGGACUGGGACUGUUGUUAGCAGCGGGAGAGCGACGGAAAACCAAGAGGCAACAAUAACCGCGGAACCAGGAACCUUGCGUGCAACCAUGGCCGAGAGGAGGAAAGCGGAACAAGGGAAGAAGGCCGAGGAGGACCGCAAGCGUGCACAGGAGGAAAGGGCGCGGCAGGAUAAGGUGGUGGCAGAGCGGGCCGACAGAGCGGCCGAGGAAAAACGCAAGGCGGAUGAGGAGAGGAGGGUGCGGGAGGAGCAGGCGAUGGAGGCAGCUCGGGUGGAAAGAGAGGCGGAGGAAAAACGCAAGGCGGAUGAAGAGAAGAGGGUGCGGGAGGAGCAGGCGAAGGAGGCAGCUCGGGUUGAGAGAGAGGCGGAGGAAAAACGCAAGGCGGAUGAAGAGAAGAGGAUGCGGGAGGAGCAGGCGAAGGAGGCAGCUCGGGUUGAGAGGGAGGCGGAGGAAAAACGCAAGGCGGAUGAAGAGAAGAGGGUGCGGGAGGAGCAGGCGAAGCAAGCAGCUCGGGUAGAGAGAGAGGCAGAGGACAAACGCAAGGCGGAUGAAGAGAAGAGGGUGCGGGAGGAGCAGGCGAAGGCAUUGAAGGUUGCGAAAGAGAAGCGGGCGGAGGCACUGAAGAAGAAAAAGGAACUCCAGGCAAAGCGUGAGAGGAUGCAGGCACAACUGGACGAACUUGCAAAGUUGGAGGAGGAUGCGAAGGAGGAAGAGGAGAGGCAACUGAAAGAGUUGGAGGCGCAGAAGGAUAUGAUGGAAACAGAGAGGCAACAGAAUGCGGCGGAGGAUGCGGAGGAGGCAGCAGGGCAAGGGCAGCGCGAAUACGCGAUUCUUAGCGUUGCGCCCACGGCCGGGAUUCUUCAGGUGGUUCCUCCAGACCACAGACAGCCAGUCGAAAUUGUGGGUAUGGCAGAGGAUGUAGAGUCAAUGGAUCGGACAGGCCACACGGAUUCAGAGUCCCAAACGGCUUCGAAGAAACCCCGCACCGAUCAAUCAGCCGCCAACUUCAAUGCAGAAGCGGAGUCAGAGAAUGCGGCAGCGUCGGAUAACGAAGUUGGGGCAGGGCAUGCGAAUCUUGAGGCGGUGUUGGGAGAAGCGGUCGAAAAUGUGGCAGAAAAGGAUACGAUACCCGACGCACUGGGCAAAACGUGGGGUGUUUCCAAGCACUUAAAAAAAGCGGGGCUUUUUGAACGCGAAUAUCAACGGAAGGAUGGGACGAAGGAGGUGAGAUUCUCUUCGGAGCAAACAGUUGGAGGGAAGAAGAGAAACAUGGGGAGUUUCAAGGAGAAAUGGCGCCGUGACUUUACCGUUGCCAUCUGCUGGAUGGUGUACUAUCCAGAGACCGACAUGCUUCAUUACGGGAUGGAUCCCGUCGAAGUUGGGACAUGGGAUCCCUACCUCGAACUCGCACGCGAAUUGCCGACAGGAGUGUGGAGCGUGCUCAACAAAAUGGACAUGGACAAGUACGAAGACUUCAAGAAUGUCUUCGAGAAGAUUCAGGCAUGUGUGGAACGCGGCGAGCACUGGGAGAUCGCGGUUUGCGUGGGGAUAGGACAGGCCGUCGUCCUUGGUAGCACUGAUGCGGAGUCUCCGGCCAGUGGUGUCAAGUCCGCAGUAUAUGCAGCAGGGGUGGCCGCAUGUCUGUACACCUUGUGGGCUGCUUCGACAGGUAUUCCGAGUUCUGACUGGGAAGACGGUGCCGCAGCGGCAGCCCGUGGGACACUCGCAGAUCAAAGCCUUGCCAGUCGAGCAGCCUCAGUGUCUCGCUUCGGAAUAGCGGCUCUGCGUCGAGUUAGGGACAGCGUGCAUGCUCGGAGCGACUGGGAGUCGGUUCUUAGCGGAGUGAUAGGAUGCAUCAUAGAUCCCGAACCCAAGGACGAGCUGGAGGUUGGUAGCUUGGCGAAAGUGGUUGCUCGGGUGUUGGUGUACUGGUGCGAGUGCAACCUGGCUGCCGCGGGAAUCUACGCGUACCAAGGGGGUUUGCUCAACUUUGCCCAGGGGACGCGAGGGCAGAAGCGGAAGGCGACUGCUGGUGGCAAAGCGUGA
Molecule: messenger RNA, 6345 nt
Organism: Closterium sp. Yama58-4
Lineage: Eukaryota; Viridiplantae; Streptophyta; Zygnematophyceae; Desmidiales; Closteriaceae
Source: the annotation of a GenBank genome assembly